Hevea brasiliensis (rubber tree) is the source of this 602-nucleotide messenger RNA. RefSeq lists its product as uncharacterized. Lineage: Eukaryota; Viridiplantae; Streptophyta; Magnoliopsida; Malpighiales; Euphorbiaceae. The record is from RefSeq and is a predicted model, not a curated record. Bases 67 to 516 code for a protein of 149 amino acids. The transcript has a single exon.
GAGCUCCAUCCUCCUCCCCUGUUUUUAAUUUCCUAUUGGCAUUAACAACAGACAAGAAGAAGAACAAUGUUAGGGCUCAAAAAUGCCUCAUUCCCAACCCCAAUCUCAUCAUUUUCUCGACCCAAAUUCACUUUCCCUUCGUGUCCUCUGCAAACCCAUAUCAAAAUCCCCAAAAUCGAAUCGAGAUUUCUGCUCUUCGCACUAAAUAACAACAAUUCGCAAGAACCCAACAAACAAAAACAGGAAAAGCUAAAUGGGUCGGCUGAUAAUGGAGGCGGCGGCGACGAUUUGAAGGAAGAUCGACCUCCCUUACUGAAGAAUAUCAAGUGGGGUGAGCUGCUGCUUGACCCAGAUCCUGAUAACAUCGUAGCCGUUGGAUUGACGGGGUUGCUCGCAUGGGCAAGUGCUCAAGUUCUGUGGCAGCUGUUCCUAGUCUCUGCGGCCAUUCUUAUUGCUGCUCUCAAGUACUCUUUUAUUGCUGCUCUGCUUAUUUUCAUUCUCAUUACACUUCUUUAGUGAUUUUGCUUUCUUCAUACUAAUAAUUUUUCGACCAAUUUUUGUACACUUGUUUUAUGUAAUGCAAUUCCCAAUUUUAUGUUAAA